Drosophila busckii is the source of this 2022-nucleotide messenger RNA. RefSeq names its product somatostatin receptor type 2 (gene AstC-R1). Gene Ontology annotation, biological process: G protein-coupled receptor signaling pathway. Bases 371 to 1852 code for a protein of 493 amino acids. The transcript is spliced from 2 exons. The record is from RefSeq and is a predicted model, not a curated record. Gene Ontology annotation, cellular component: neuron projection; membrane. Gene Ontology annotation, molecular function: somatostatin receptor activity; peptide binding. NCBI's taxonomy places the organism in Eukaryota, Metazoa, Arthropoda, Insecta, Diptera, Drosophilidae.
ACGUGCAGUUGGCCCAAACGCAGCGCAGCGCAGCAGCAACAACAACAAAAGCAGCAAAGAGCGCAGAGCGCGUAAAUUAAACAAAGGCGUAUAGCAUUAGCCAAAAACGCAAAUAAACAAAUAAUUUUUAAGCAGCAUAAAUAUCAAUUGCAAAAAAAAAAGUGAAAAAAUAACACAACGAAAUUCGCUUAGCCAAAACGGCUGCCAAAUAUUUUGAGAACCUCAAAUUCUUCGUAUUCCCCACACGAGCAGACCGAGACAGCAAACGCAGCAACAAGCAGCGCAGUAAAAUGCUGCUGCUGGUAACGAGCUUACAUUAGAUAGACAACAUCCUCAUCAGCUAUUUAGACAAUUUUGGUUUGGCCGAAACAUGUGGCUUUUAAUGCUUGCAAUGCAGUUGGCAGCUGGUGCCAGUGAGGAGCAGCAGCAGCUUAGCGACAACACCACUGCGCUGUACUAUGGCAACGAGAGCUUCUUCUAUAUGGCCACACAAACUGUUGGCGGCGCAACGAACAUGCAACAGGAUGCGGGCAUCUUUAGCACCGAUUUGCCCACGUAUCAACAUUGCAUUGCCACACGCAACUCUUUGGCGGAUUUGAUUACUGUGGUGCUCUAUGGCAUUGUGUGCAUUGUGGGUCUGUUUGGCAACACUUUGGUUAUCUAUGUGGUGCUGAGAUUUUCAAAGAUGCAAACAGUCACUAAUAUCUAUAUACUCAAUCUGGCUAUAGCGGAUGAAUGUUUUUUGAUUGGUAUACCCUUUUUGCUUUAUACGAUGCGCAUUUGUAGCUGGAGCUUUGGUGAGCUUAUGUGCAAGGCUUAUAUGGUCAGCACCUCGGUCACUUCGUUCACUUCGUCUAUAUUUCUGCUCAUCAUGUCAGCCGAUCGUUAUAUAGCUGUUUGCCAUCCCAUUAGCUCGCCACGUUAUCGCACUUUGCACAUUGCCAAGCUCGUCUCAGCGUUUGCCUGGAGCACUUCGGCUGUGCUAAUGCUGCCGGUGAUGCUCUACGCCAGCACAGUGAUGCAGGAGGAUGGCAUCAACUAUUCGUGCAACAUUAUGUGGCCGGAUGCGUAUAAAAAACAUUCGGGCACCACUUUUAUACUCUACACUUUCUUUCUGGGCUUUGCCACGCCUUUGUGCUUCAUACUCAGCUUUUAUUAUUUGGUCAUACGCAAGCUGCGCUCAGUUGGACCCAAGCACACUACCAAGUCAAAGGAGAAGCGUCGUGCUCAUCGCAAAGUCACGCGUUUGGUGCUCACUGUCAUCACAGUUUACAUUUGCUGCUGGCUGCCGCAUUGGAUGUCCCAGCUGGCCUUGAUCAACUCCAAUCCAGCGCAGCGUGAUCUUUCACGCUUGGAGAUUCUCAUCUUUCUGCUGCUGGGCGCUUUGGUGUACUCCAACUCUGCUGUCAAUCCCAUACUCUAUGCCUUUCUUAGCGAGAACUUUCGCAAGAGUUUCUUCAAGGCCUUCACCUGCAUGAAUCAGCAGGAUAUCAAUGCUCAGCUGCAGCUGGAGCCGAGUGUUUAUACCAAGCAGGGCAGUCGUCGUCGUGGGGGCUCGCGUCGUCUGCUUGCCAACAAUGCUCAGCAGCAGGAGCAGCCGCCGCUUCUCACGCAUCAUGUGGGCAACAACAAUUCAUCCACCACCACCUCGUCCACCACAACAGCUGAGAAAACAGGCUCCACCACUGCUGCUGCUGCGCCCAAGUCCUGCAGCUCCAAUGGCCGCUUAGCUGUGCCCAGCUCCAAUAAUUCUGCAACCGAAAACCUCGUCAUUUGUCUCAGUGAGCAGCAAACUAUUUGCACCACCACCAAGCAGCAGGCUGCGCAUCUUGUGCAGCAAACGGAUCUGUAAUUGGUGUAUGACCAUCUCUUAGAAUUAAUUGCAUUUAAAUAUAUGGGGUAAUUAGUUUUUACAUAAAUGCACUUAGUCUAAGCAGUAUUAAACCGAACAACUCUUAAAUAUAAACUCGCCUCGUCUAUUGCUUUUAAAUCUAAGCUCUAAGUCAGCUCAGCUCAUCUUUA